GCCUGGUCUGGCCCGCCGCCGCCGCCGCUCGGCCGAUGCGCCCGGAGCCAUGGACAAAAUCCUGGAGGGGCUGGUGAGCUCUUCGCACCCGCUGCCGCUGAAGCGGGUGAUCGUGCGGCGCGUGGUGGAGUCGGCAGAGACGCCGCUGAGCCAGGCGCAGUGCCGCGCCAUGUUCGCGCUCGGCACCCGGCUGGUGCUGCAGGGUCCCGACCCCUUCCAGCGGCAGGUGGGGCGGCAGGUGCUGGACGCCUACGGCCGCUUCCACCGCGCCGAGUUCGAGGCUUUCUUCAACCGCGGGCUUGUCCUCGGCCUCCUGCAGCGCGGAUACGGCGAGCUGAGCAACCGCGACCCCGCCAUCCUGGACUACAUCCAAGCAGGGCUGCGCCUCAUCAUGAGCUGCCCCUCGGUGCUGGAGCUUUUCGAGCUGCUGCAGGUGGAGGCGCUGCGCCUGGUGUGCGAGCGGCCGGCGCCGCCGCUCUGCGCCCGCCUCUGCCAGCUGCUGGGAGACUUCCCGCAGUGCUUGCCCCGCGGCAGGAAGCUCUCGCUCGCCUUCUGCCAGCAGCUGGUGCGCAGCAUCGCCCACUUCCAGAGCCAGGGCACCCGGGAGGCCGAGUUGCGCCUCUACGUCUCACAGGUAACCCAGGUCAGCGCGCUGCUCAGGAGCGUCUGGAAGGCCGAGCCCGACACGCUGCUGCCCUCGCUUCAGGAGCUCUUCGCUGUCAUCUCCGCCGCGGAUACUUCGUUCGAGCCUUCUGUUGCACUGGCAAGUCUUGUGCAGCACAUACCAUUGCAGAUGAUUACAGUACUCAUCAGGAGCCUUACUACAGAUCCUAAUGUGAAAGAUACAAGUAUGACUCAAGCUCUGUGCAGAAUGAUUGACUGGCUGUCCUGGCCUCUGGCUCAGCACGUGGAAACAUGGGUGAUUGCACUGCUGAAAGGAUUGGCUGCAGUCCAGAAAUUUACCAUCCUCAUUGAUGUCACUCUGCUUAAGAUCGAAUUGGUCUUUAAUCGACUUUGGUUUCCUCUAGUGAGGCCUGGUGCCCUUGCUGUCCUUUCCCACAUGUUACUUAGUUUCCAGCAUUCUCCAGAAGCUUUUCAUUUGAUUGUCCCACAUGUGGUCAGUUUGGUUCACUCCUUCAAAAGAGAUGGCUUGCCUUCCAGUACAGCCUUUUUGAUGCAGUUGACUGAGUUGAUACACUGUAUGAUGUAUCAUUAUUCAGGUUUUCCAGAGCUCUAUGAACCUAUUCUGGAAGCUAUUAAGGAUAUGCCCAAACCCACUGAAGAGAAGAUUAAGUUGAUUCUCAGUCAGAGUGCCUGGACUUCUCAGUCUAGUUCUUUGCCAUCUUGUUUAUCUAGACUUCCUGGAAAAUCUGAAACUGGGAAGACAGGCCUAAUAAAUCUAGGAAAUACUUGCUACAUGAACAGUGUCAUUCAAGCACUUUUUAUGGCUACAGACUUCAGAAGACAUGUUUUAUCUCUGAAUCUAAAUGGCUGUAAUUCCCUAAUGAGAAAAUUACAGCAUCUUUUUGCGUUUUUGGCCCAUACCCAGAGGGAGGCAUAUGCUCCUAGAAUUUUCUUUGAAGCUUCCAGACCACCAUGGUUCACUCCUCGAUCCCAGCAGGAUUGUUCAGAAUAUCUCAGAUUCCUGCUAGACAGGUUGCAUGAAGAAGAGAGAACUUUGAAAGCAUUGUCUUUGGCCAAGAGUUCUGAAAGUAUUAUGACUGACAAGUCCCAGGCACAAGAAACUGCCCAUAAAACACAAGUAUUUACUGAAGCACCUUGUAUGGACAAUGAAGAAAGAACUCUGAUAGAGAAGAUGUUUGGAGGAAAACUGAAGACUAACAUAUGCUGUUUGAACUGCAAAAGUAUGUCUCAAAAGGAGGAAGCUUUCACAGAUCUCUCUUUGGCUUUCUGUCCCCCAACUUCCUUAGAGAAUGCUGACCCAAAAUGCAUAGAACAUUCUGAAGUGAAAGACAACUACAUGGUGCAAAGUAAUACUUCAGCAACCAGUCCUGUUGCAGAAACACCUCUCAGUAAUUUGGAAGUAAAUCAUGGAUGUGACACAAUAAUGAAUGAAGGAACCAUAGAUUUUUCUAGUGAGCCAAGUUCUGAGAAUACCACUAUUUCUGAACUCAAAGUUGAAAAUAAUGGGGAUGUGUCUCAGAGUCUAGUAGGUAAAAAUACCCUGUCAGUUACAGACUUACUCAAUUAUUUUCUGGCACCUGAGAUCCUUAGUGGAGACAACAAAUAUUAUUGUGAAAAAUGUGCCUCUCUACAGAAUGCUGAAAAAACUAUGCAAAUCAUUGAGGAACCUGAAUACCUCAUUCUCACACUUUUGAGAUUUUCAUAUGAUCCAAAAUGUCACAUUAGGCGCAAAAUCUUGGACAAUGUUUCUCUACCACUUGUAUUGGAACUGCCAGUGAAAAGAGCAACAUCCCCUUUAGCUGUUGUUUCGGGAGGCUGGUCUGUUGGUGUGGAGAUUUCUGAUACUGGAGAAAAUCUUGCUAAAAAACUAAAGCCCUCUGGUGCUGAUGAAGUGACCUGCCCACAAUUGGUGCCCUAUGUGUUGAGCUCUGUGGUGGUGCAUUCUGGUGUAUCCUCUGAAAGUGGACAUUAUUAUUCAUAUGCUAGAAAUGUUACUGGGUCAGGGCCUUCAGGGCUCUGCCACCAGUCUACAGCUCUUUCUUUAGUUUCUCCUCAGGAUAAGUUGUUUGCAGAGGAGAGUCCUUGUGCUGUUGUAGAUAAUGAGCUGGACACUGAGAUGCCAAGAGAAUGGUUUCUGUUCAAUGACAGCCGAGUGACAUUUACCUCAUUUCAGUCAGUCCAGAAAAUCACCAGUAGAUUUCCAAAGGACACUGCUUAUGUUCUGUUUUACAAAAAGCAGAACAGCACCUGUGGCUUCAACACCAAUCCAGCAAAUGGCCUCUGGGUAAAUGGAGACCCUCCUCUACAAAAAGACCUCAUGGAUGCAAUUACAAAAGAUAACAAACUGUACUUGCAGGAGCAAGAGCUUAGUGCUCGAACACAAGCACUUCAAGCUGCCUCGGCCUCUUGCUCUUUCCGACCCAAUGGAUUUGAUGACAAUGAUCCCCCAGGAAGUUGUGGGCCCACAGGUGGAGGAGGAGGGGGUGGGUUCAGUACCAUUGGUAGAUUAGUCUUUUGACUGUGAAGACAACCUGGAAUACACUGGUUCCAAAGCAGCCUAAUACUGCUGAGGACAAAUAAAAUACUGAACUCUAUCAGAGUUGUAUCAGGCUUUGAGACUUGAUCCUUGUCCAAAAGCAAAUAUUAGUGGUUUUUUGGUUAUGUUUUAUUUGAAAUAAAUAAGUGCAUAAUGGAAAAAA
Haemorhous mexicanus (house finch) is the source of this 3344-nucleotide messenger RNA. It is a transcript of the gene USP38, whose product is annotated as ubiquitin specific peptidase 38. Gene Ontology annotation, molecular function: cysteine-type deubiquitinase activity; cysteine-type endopeptidase activity. NCBI's taxonomy places the organism in Eukaryota, Metazoa, Chordata, Aves, Passeriformes, Fringillidae. The coding region runs from base 50 to 3163 and encodes 1037 amino acids. Gene Ontology annotation, biological process: ubiquitin-dependent protein catabolic process; protein deubiquitination. The transcript is spliced from 10 exons. The record is from RefSeq and is a predicted model, not a curated record. Gene Ontology annotation, cellular component: cytosol; nucleus.